AUGCGGAAAAUGACUCCGGUGGCCGGAAUACGCCAUCUAGUGGACACCGUACUACCUAAAAAAAUAAUCCGUACAAGUCGAGGCUCCGGUAAAAAAAAAAAAAAAACAUGGCGGACGGGUCUGAGAAAAUCAUCCUGGCGGUUUCAGGGCACCGGGUGCUGUACGACCUGUCCGCAGAGGGAUACAGAAAUAUAAACAUCAAAGCUAUGGCGUGGGAGGAUGUAGCACGCACGGCAGGCAAGACAGGUGAGGUCGGGGAACCUGGACCUACAAUAGACCCCAGGAAACACACAGAGAGUCCUCAGACGUGUGAGCGGGAGCGAGCCUGGCUACUCUCUCACAUGCGACCCCCCUGGCAGGUAGAGUUCUUCAUCCCAGAAUGCACUGCAGAGGGCCGCUACAGCCCCGACAGGCUACUGCUGGUGUGUGAGGGCGGACAGCGGCACGGAACCGCAUCCCAGAGUGCACUGGGGCAGAGGUGGCACCCACAGACAGGAGGUACAGGGAGAAACCUCUGCCUGGUAAAUGCGACCUUUCAGUUUUAUCAUCACAAAGGGUGUCCAGGUGCUCGGAAGAAGCACCUCCUACAAAGUCUGGUCAGAGCUCUGCAGCUGGAAGCAGAGCAUGCUGGGACUCUGAGUCCCUACAGAGCCUCAGACACACCUCCCUCCAGCACUCCCUCUUCAUCUUUCAACACUUCGACCUCCGCCCCCUCUCCCUCCUCCCCUGGCGUUUUCCCCCCUGUUGCUCGGGAGCCCAUUGAGUCCUCCCGUCCAGAGGGGGUGCUGCGCUGGCACUUCAGUCAGCUGGACCUGGACUCCAGCGGGGUUCUGAGCAAAAGCGAGGCUCGACCUCUCCGUCACUUCCUGCGCCGGAAGCUGAGCCCACGGCGCUGUGCCAAGAAGUUCUCCCAGUACUGUGACAGGGACGGGGACCGGGGCCUCACGCUGGACCAGCUGAGGGCCUGUCUGGGCCUCUGAGGGGGGGCGG
Eleginops maclovinus (Patagonian blennie) is the source of this 990-nucleotide messenger RNA. RefSeq names its product SPARC-related modular calcium-binding protein 2-like. The record is from RefSeq and is a predicted model, not a curated record. Gene Ontology annotation, biological process: extracellular matrix organization. The transcript has 6 exons. Gene Ontology annotation, cellular component: basement membrane. NCBI's taxonomy places the organism in Eukaryota, Metazoa, Chordata, Actinopteri, Perciformes, Eleginopidae. Bases 108 to 980 code for a protein of 290 amino acids. Gene Ontology annotation, molecular function: calcium ion binding; heparin binding; extracellular matrix binding.